AGGUAGGUUAUAAUGUUACACAACAAAUCCUGUUAGCAUUUUUUUUUCUGAUGUUCACCAGUACUUUGGAGUAUUAACAGUGGUCUCUGGUAUUGUAGGUGUGUAUUUGGAUGCACUGAUGAGAGGGCCGAAAACAGUGACGUCACUGCUCAGUGGACGUGUGUCCUGCCUCUUUAAUUCCAGUGCAGAGCAGGGGGCUGGACCGUGGCGCUGGAUGGUGAUUGCCGCCGCCCCCCCCCCCCCCCUCCUCCUGUUGGACUGUGGAUCCUUUGCAGCAGCCGCAGCAGCAGAUUGAAUGAAGUGCGGUUGCAGGCUGAUGCCACACGGAGGACGCCGUGUGGGCCUGUGGAGGAUGCAGGAGAUGUCCAGCCCGUAUGCAUGGUUAUGUUUGAGCUGUUGACUGAGUGUAUCAGAGUCUGCCCACAUUUUUGCUGUAGCUGGGGUUUUUUGGGGUGUUUUUUUUUAACUGCAGGGCCUUCAGAAGCCAAUCUCUGCUUUGAUGGUAUCUGGCACUGCUCAGACAACUGGCAGCUCCGCACGGAUGAUAAAGAACUUGGAAAAGGAACGGUCAAGAUGGCAGCUGUGUACAGAAUGAUAAAGCUGAUGCGGUGGCAUUAAACCUUGUCCUUCAGUCUUCAUUUCCUUGUGUAUGCACACCGCAGGAUCUUAAGUCUAGGACUCGGACGCUUGUAAAGGAACGUCGUUUGCACUCCAAGAUUCCGCUCAGGCUUUGUGUAGUUUACUUCACAUUGGAACAAAUUGCAGUGCAAGUUGUCCGGGGUGUGGGCUGUGCACAACAUACGCCAACGUUUAGUUAAUGCUGAUCCGCCCGAUCAUCAGCUGUGUGGAGUGGAUAGACCUACAGACACAGGGACACGUGUGGGACUGGGUUGCAGCCUGGGUAUUGGCAUACCGUGCAUUGGAAAGAACGUGUCCCUGAAGCCUGCAUAUAACAUUGAUGGAAUGCGACCUGACUGAUUUUCAAAUCCUUUGUGCAACAAAGAACUAUUGCGAUUAUCAUGGAUGAGGCAUCGCGCGGUGGGAACGAGCCGCCCCUCAGUGUGGAGAUAGAUCCGGAUUUCGAACCCCAGAAGAGGCCACGGUCCUGCACUUGGCCGCUGCCGUUGUCGGAAUCCGGAGCGAGCAAACCCGGGACCAAUGACACUGACGUCAUUCCCGAGGAGGAGGAUGAUGAAGGUGGUAGCGGCUCUGCGGGCUCCCAGAAGCCCAGCGGCGGUGUCGACCCGCGUGAAGUCGCCGGCAGCAGCGGUGAUGGCGGUCGAGUCUCGCAGCCCGUGGAGGUCCAGCCUGGAUCCUUCAGGGAGGAGGUCGCUGACGGCUCUCCCUCUUCGGCGCAGACCCCUACCACGGCUCUGGGGGGCUCUGCCUCUCAGCAGUUGAGGAAGUCCUCCGCCCGUAGGAACGCCUGGGGCAACUACUCCUAUGCAGAUCUCAUCACCCAGGCCAUUGACAGCUCCCCAGAGAAAAGGCUGACCUUGUCCCAAAUCUAUGACUGGAUGGUGAGAUCUGUGCCGUAUUUCAAGGACAAAGGCGACAGCAACAGCUCUGCUGGCUGGAAGAAUUCUAUCCGUCACAAUUUGUCACUUCACAGUCGUUUUGUGAAAGUCCAGAAUGAAGGAACAGGGAAGAGCUCCUGGUGGAUGGUCAACCCAGAGGGUGGAAAAGGAGGCAAAGCUCCACGCCGACGGGCUGUAUCCAUGGACAACAGUAAGUACAUCAAAGCACGAGGACGGGCCACCAAGAAGAAGGCCUCACUGCAGGCCACUCAAGAUGGCAGUUCAGAGAGCUCAUCCAGCCUCUCCAAAUGGACUGGAAGUCCUACCUCGCGCAGCAGUGAUGAGCUGGACGCCUGGACAGACUUCCGCUCCCGGACCAAUUCCAAUGCCAGCACACUUAGUGGUCGUCUGUCACCAAUCCUGGCCAACCUGGAGCUGGAUGAGGUGCCUGAUGAUGACUCUACUCUCUCGCCAAUGCUAUACUCCAGCCCCAGCAGCAUGUCCCCAUCCACUGGGCCCACGGGGCUCUCAGACCUGGCUGGUACCAUGAACCUUAACGACGGGCUCUCUGACAACCUGAUGGAUGACCUUUUAGAUAACAUCAGCCUCACAGCAUCCCAGCAGCCUCCUCCUGGAGAGGAAGACAAUGGAGCCAAUGGCCAGGGGAGCUCAGUGUUUACUUUCAGUUGUUCAGGAAGCAGCCUGGGUAGCCCUUCUGGCAGCUAUGGGCCUAACCCUCUUUUUAGCCCGCCAUCCAUCACAAGUUUGCGGCAGUCACCAAUGCAGACCAUCCAGGAGAAUAAGCAGACCACUUUCUCCAGCAUCUCACACUUUAGCGAUCACCAGACCUUGCAGGACCUGCUCAGCAUGGACUCCCAUAGCCAUAGCAAUGUCAUGCUCACCCAAUCUGACCCUCUCAUGUCACAGGCCAGCACUGCUAUUGCCUUGCAAAACUCCCGUCGCAAUGCCAUGCUGCUCCGGAAGGACCACAUGCUGGUGAACCACACUGGUACAGGUCAGGCCCAAAGUUCUUCAGUGCCUGGUUGGCAAGCUGGCUUGUCAACCUCUGACAAUGGAGGCUUGGGGCUAAGAGGUGACAGCGGCCACCCUGACUCCAAGCAACCACACCUGAAGUCUCCAAGCAAGACUGCCUCUGCACAGCUUGUGUCUGGGUUGUCCAGCCAGGACCGCUUUCCAGCUGAUCUGGACCUUGACAUGUUCAAUGGCAGCUUGGAGUGUGACAUGGACUCCAUCAUCCGCAAUGAACUGAUGGAAGCAGACUGCCUGGAUCUCAGCUUUGACUCUCGUCUCACAGCCGCUCAGAACACGAACAGGAAUUCAGGAAGCUUCUCCAGUUCCAAACAGACCUCGCAUCAAAGCUGGGUCCCGAGCUGAGAAUCUUUUGGAGCUCAGUGAAGAUGAACAUGCUAGGGACAUGUAAAUUGGGGUUCAUUAUUCUGCAUUGUGCAACUAGUGGGGAAAAAGCUUGUGAAAGUGUAUUCAUGUUGUAUUUCUUUUUGUUAUUCCUAAUGUGAGGCAUUAUGUUCAGUACUGUAUUUUAAGUGUCUAAGAUGCAUAAUAGUGUCUUCACUGUGGAGGACAAAAAAAAAAAACUCUUUAAAAGAAGACUGAUGCUGGGGAAACAACAGUACUGAGUGGAACCGAUCGACAGGACACUUACAUGAAAGCAUCAACUAAAGUUCGUCUCAGGGAGUCACGCAAAUGACAAAGUGAAACAUGAAAGUGAUGAUGAAUUAUGUUUUCACCCUGCUUUCCCUCCUCUUCUCUUUCACACCCUUUCAUACCUAAACCAACAUUUUUGCCAAACCAGCCGUCGGCCUGUUAGAGCUGACGGCCUGUUUACAGAAAAAAGCUGCAGAGAAUGUUGCAUUACGUUCCAGUGGAGCAUACUUGACAAGCUUUUUUUAAGUUUCUUUGAGAGACGUAGCCUAAAUGGACUAAAAGAGUAAAAAAAAAAAAACUGUUGAUGAAAAGCUUUUUUUCCCAUUGAUGCACCGUGUCACAUGCACCAAAUAUCAAUCUGUAGAGGUAAUAUUUAAUCAAGAUGAGAACUGAUCUACAUUGUGUGGUUUUGUAUGUAUUGUUUUUUAUUUUUAUAUUUUUUCCCUGUGAUUUUAGUGACAUUACUGUGAAUUCCUUCCUUCUGAAGAGGUGCGUCACUGAAGUCUUGAUAAUAUGGUGUUUCUGCUGCAGAUCCACUUCUACCCCCACCCCCCCUUUCCCUCAACUGCAAUAUUGAAAGUCCUGCUCAGUAUCCAAAGUUUAGGGCAGAAUUAAGGACAGUGUUUAGUGAGUAACAUGAUUUUAGCUGUAGUUAACAUAAUUUGCAACCACAAUAGUGGAGGAUUUGGUACUGCAUUACAAUAACCACAGCACAACACUACAGUUUUUGGUGUUAAUUUGAAAGAGUACUUGGUGCUAUAAAUAUGAAAGAUAGCAGGGAGUGGCUGCCCACAGAGUAGCCUCCCUUUGCUAUCAGCACUAUAGCAGGUGCUGAGUAAAAAUGUUUCCAACCCUGUGAGGAGGUUGUAUUUUAGAGACUGGUUUUUUUUUUUGG
This is a messenger RNA of Sphaeramia orbicularis (orbiculate cardinalfish), 4095 nucleotides long. RefSeq names its product forkhead box O3A (gene foxo3a). Gene Ontology annotation, cellular component: nucleus; mitochondrial matrix. Gene Ontology annotation, molecular function: DNA-binding transcription factor activity, RNA polymerase II-specific; RNA polymerase II cis-regulatory region sequence-specific DNA binding. The record is from RefSeq and is a predicted model, not a curated record. Bases 1020 to 2912 code for a protein of 630 amino acids. The transcript has 2 exons. Gene Ontology annotation, biological process: regulation of transcription by RNA polymerase II. Lineage: Eukaryota; Metazoa; Chordata; Actinopteri; Kurtiformes; Apogonidae.